Messenger RNA from Kwoniella shivajii, 2556 nucleotides. Its product is annotated as histidinol dehydrogenase. Gene Ontology annotation, cellular component: cytoplasm; cytosol. The transcript is spliced from 3 exons. The record is from RefSeq and is a predicted model, not a curated record. Lineage: Eukaryota; Fungi; Basidiomycota; Tremellomycetes; Tremellales; Cryptococcaceae. The coding region runs from base 1 to 2556 and encodes 851 amino acids. Gene Ontology annotation, molecular function: metal ion binding; phosphoribosyl-ATP diphosphatase activity; histidinol dehydrogenase activity. Gene Ontology annotation, biological process: L-histidine biosynthetic process.
AUGUCAACACCACCCUUCUUGGCACUACUUGAUCCAUCCGGAUCCACACUGCUCCCUUCCCUCGCCCUCCUAGGACCCGUACUCAUCCCGGCAGCCCUAGUUCGAGCAGCUCUCCCGACCUUGCCAUCUCAGGCAACCUAUUACGUCCAAGCUGAAAAUUCGUCCGAAGACCUGAUCUCAUUCCUCGAUAAUGGUGCUCAGAAGAUUGUGGUAUCAUUACAACAACUCCAAGAGCUUGGUGGUCAAGUACCGAAAGAACGAUUGAUCCUGAAGCUAGCUGAAGAGGAGUUGACAACGGCGAAAGAUCUCGUACAACAAGUCUCAUCAAUGUAUCUUGUCUCUUCCCAACCCCACACCACCAAAUCACUCGGUCUAAAAGGUGUCGAGGUGUUCGUCCAAAAUGAUACAGCCAAACCUGCUGAACUACUCGAAUUGAUCAGAACAUCUCGUCCAGCAACAUAUGUUAUCCCUACCGAAAACCUUGCAGCUUCCCCUCAAACCACCUCCACUCACCUUUCCAUCACCGAAGCCUUCCUCGCCCCUAUCAUCUCCGAUCGACCAGAUGGACUGUUCCCAACCAUCGUCUCAUCAUCGAGUCACUCCAUCAAGCCACUUGGUCUAGUCUAUUCCUCCAAAGAAUCGGUGUCUGAAGCUAUACUCACUCAAAAAGGAGUAUACCAAUCACGUAAACAUGGAUUAUGGAGAAAAGGAGAGACUUCUGGUGCUGUACAAGAACUUGUAUCCGUCAAAACAGAUUGUGACAGUGAUGCACUUGUUUUCGAAGUGGUUCAACAUGGAUCUGGAUUCUGUCAUCUCCCUCAAUCAACGUGUUUCGGAAACUUUACCGGUAUCUCUAAACUCGAAGAUACACUCAGAUCGAGAUUAGAAUCUGCUCCUGAAGGAAGUUACACAAAGAGAUUGUUCACCGAUGAAAAGCUAUUGCGAAGUAAGAUAAUGGAAGAAGCUGAAGAGUUAUGUGAUGCUACCACCAAAGAAGAAGUCGCUUUCGAAGCUGCCGAUUUGGUAUACUUUGCUCUCGCUCGAUGUAUAUCCAAAGGUGUUUCAUUGAAAGAUGUUGAGAAGGCUUUGGAUUCGAAAUCAUUGAAAAUCACAAGAAGAAAAGGUGAUGCCAAGCCUAAAUGGGAAGAAAAGAUCAACGGUGGAGAUAAAGAAGUUAAAGCAGAUUCAAAACCAACAGAACCUAUACCGAAAUCGUUCCCCGAAGUUGACGAAAGCAGAAUCAAGAUGAGAAAUGUUGUCUUGUCUAAACUCAACAAGGAAGAGAACAAGAAACUAUUACUUCGACCUGUUCUCAACUCGCUAGCUAUGAUUGAUAAAGUCAAGCCUAUCGUUGAGAGAGUACGAAAAGAAGGUGAUGAUGGGUUGAAAGCAAUGACCAAACAAUUCGAUAAAGCGGAAUUAUCAUCAAAUGUGAUGUUACCUCCUUUCGCUACUCCAGAUGAAGAUCAACUCCCUCCAGAUGUCAAGGCGGCUAUCGAUGUGGCUUAUAACAACGUCAAGACCUUCCAUACUGCUCAAGCGGAGAAAGAACCUCUGAUAGUUGAGACAAUGCCAGGUGUUCAAUGUUCAAGAUUCGUUAGACCCAUUGCAAGAGUCGGAAUAUACGUUCCAGGUGGUACUGCAAUCUUACCAUCAACAGCAAUCAUGCUUGGUGUGCCUGCUCAAGUGGCAGGAUGCAAGACCAUUGUCUUGGCCACCCCACCUAGACCAGAUGGAUCUAUUUCACCGGAAGUACUGUACGUUGCCAAAUUAGUUGGAGUCACCUGCAUAUUGAAAGCGGGCGGUGCUCAAGCUGUAGGAGCAAUGGCUUACGGUACCGAGGAAGUACCUAAAGUGGACAAAAUCUUCGGUCCAGGUAACCAAUGGGUAACGGCAGCUAAAAUGUUGGUGCAGAACGAUACAGAUGCUUUGGUUGCUAUCGAUAUGCCAGCUGGUCCUUCAGAAGUACUGGUCAUUGCCGAUCAUACAGCCAACCCCGUUUUCGUCGCAUCCGACUUGCUUUCCCAAGCAGAGCACGGAACAGAUUCUCAAGUAGUGUUGGUCGGUAUCAGCCUUACUCCCAAGCUUCUUGAGGAGAUCGAAGAGCAAAUUGAUAUUCAAGCUAAGGCAUUGCCUCGAGUGGCCAUUGCUAGAGAAGCAAUUAAGAAGAGUGUCAUUGUUUUGGUAGACUCGCAAAAAGAAGCGAUCGAAUUCUCUAAUGAAUAUGCUCCGGAACAUUUGAUCUUGCACUUGGAAGAUGCUGUUAAAGCUGUAGAUGGAAUCGAAAAUGCAGGUAGUGUCUUCGUCGGUGCUUUCUCUCCUGAAUCAUGUGGUGAUUACGCCUCAGGUACGAAUCAUACCCUCCCAACCAACGGUUUCGCCAGACAAUUCUCAGGAGUGAACACCCUUUCUUUCCAAAAGCAUAUCACAUCUCAGCUCGUUUCCAGUGAUGGAUUGAGAGUUCUUGGUCCCAGUGUGGUAAGAUUGGCCGAGAGGGAAGGGUUGGAGGCCCACGCCAAUGCUGUCAGAGUUAGAUUAGCGGUAUUGGACAAAUAA